CCCCCAGCUCUGUGCAGAGCCAGUGUCUCCCACAGGGCAGCCUCACGGCCUUUACUGCCUCUCUCCAGCCAGCUCCAGCACUACAGGACAGGACAUUCAAAGGAUCUUACAUUUUCAUGAGUACAGUUUUAAAAUCAUUGCAUAGACCACCUCUUAAGACUCAAAACAACCCUGAUGCAUUCACAGAGCAUUUUGUAUAGAUAUAUGGAUAAGUCCACAGGAGAAGCUGCCUUUUAAAUCCCACGCACAUCCUGACUGCUUCCAAGAGGCCCCAGUACUACUGUGUACCUUCAGCAUGGACCCUUCAACAUGGAGCCGUCCCUGCCAUAUGCCCAACAUGCUCAAGGCUCCUGCAACACAGCAGCAAUGGCAAUUUGGCGGACUUCUGUGCUGGGCCAGCGUAUAGCUCUUACUCCACACUCACAGGUAGCCUUACGAUGGACGAUAAUAGAAGGAUUCAAAUGUUGGCAGACACGGUGGCUACUCUACCUCGGGGACGAAAGCAGCUUGCUUUGACCAGAUCAAGUUCUUUAGGUGACUUUUCCUGGUCUCAAAGAAAGCUUGUUACUGUGGAGAAGCAGGAUAAUGAAACAUUUGGAUUUGAAAUUCAGUCUUACAGGCCCCAGAAUCAGAAUGCCUGCUCCUCGGAAAUGUUCACUUUGAUAUGCAAAAUACAGGAGGACAGCCCAGCUCACUGUGCUGGCCUGCAAGCUGGUGAUGUCCUUGCAAAUAUCAAUGGUGUGAGCACAGAAGGUUUUACCCACAAACAAGUCGUUGACCUGAUCAGAUCGUCUGGAAACCUGCUAACGAUAGAGACUCUUAAUGGAACAAUGAUUCUGAAAAGAACAGAGCUUGAAGCAAAGCUGCAGGUUUUAAAGCAAACUUUGAAACAAAAAUGGGUGGAGUACAGAUCUCUGCAGUUACAGGAACAUCGUCUGCUUCAUGGUGAUGCAGCUAACUGCCCCAGUUUGGAAAACAUGGACUUGGAUGAAUUGUCUUUGUUUGGACCCCUGCCUGGGCCAGGCCCAGCCCUCGUGGACCGGAAUCGAUUAUCCAGUGAGAGCAGCUGUAAGAGCUGGCUGAGCUCCAUGACUAUGGACAGUGAAGAUGGCUACCAGACAUGUGUGUCUGAGGACUCCAGCAGGGGUGCCUUCAGUCGGCAGACGAGCACAGAUGAUGAAUGCUUUAUCCCCAAGGAGGGGGAUGAUUUUCUGAGGAGGUCAUCUUCAAGGAGGAACCGGAGCAUCAGUAACACCAGCAGCGGAUCCAUGUCUCCCUUGUGGGAGGGCAACUUCUCAAGCGCGUUUGGGACCCUGCCCCGGAAGAGCAGAAAGGGAAGUGUCCGAAAGCAACUCUUGAAAUUUAUCCCUGGCCUUCAUCGUGCUGUGGAAGAGGAAGAAAGUCGCUUUUGACGGAUUGUGGUGUCCUUUCAAAUUGGCUUAUUUCACAAAUAUCUCUAGACUCACCCACAUCCCAGCUUGGUGGGAAAGUGCAGAAGAAUUGCAAAACUGACAUCCCAUUUCACAGCAAUAGUGACCUUUAUUUAAAUUGUUGUGUCAUAGUUUUUGCUUCUUACAUCAUUUUUCAACCUGAACAGCUCAAUUUCUAAGCAGACAGGGAAACUAAACAAUAAGUUAAUUAAUAUAACAAACAUGAAAGUGCCUGCUCAUUCCAGUACUGUCUUUGAAAGCAAAACUAAUAUUUAUUUUCUAGAUUAUCCCUGUGAAUAAUUGAUAACUUUUGGAGUCAAGUAUGAAUAAACGUUUGGCAGAAUAUAAUAAUCUGCACUGUUUUCUAUAGGAUAAUUGGUGAGUUAUAAAAUCUUAGGUUUGCUUAUGCCCAGUGGCUUCUGGGGAGGCUUAAUAAUAGGCAGUUUUGAAUUUGUUCAAACCUGUAAUGACUUGUAAACAAAGAUGACCAUCAACCCUUUCUCACAUCUAUAGUGACAAUAAAGCGGGAAGUAUAAGAUUUAAUAGGAGGGGUUAAGGUUCAUGAGAACCAUGGAAAGAUGUGGUCUGAGAUGGGUGCUGCGAAGAUCAUAAUAAAGUCUUUUUUAUAGUCAGUCUAAACAAAAUGGGUGGGGAUGUCAUGUUUUUUGCCUGAUUCAACUUUUGUUCUGCUUAAACAUUAAUGGCAAAUCUAGAACUCUUCGAAUCCUACAACUUUGCAAUUUUUUUUUCUACAAAUGUCUAACAUCCAAAACGUGAGAGUUGGGAAAAGGACUUUGCUCCUGUAGAUUUUUUCAUAUUACUUCUCUAUAUCAUAUAUUCUAAAUAGCUAUCACUUCAGCAGUCUUUUGCCUAUUGGUUAUGUUAGUAUCACAUUACUUCUAGCCUUUCAAUUACUCCAUGUUUUAUUUAAUAUCCAUUAAAGUCUAUGAAUUCUCUGUUCUGGUGGCACAGCUGUUCAUUACCUAUAUUCUAGAGUAGACAAUCUGGACUAUGUAAUAAAUAGUCUGCUGAUUUUAA
Messenger RNA from Macaca mulatta (Rhesus monkey), 2468 nucleotides. RefSeq names its product cytohesin 1 interacting protein (gene CYTIP). Gene Ontology annotation, cellular component: cell cortex. Gene Ontology annotation, molecular function: protein binding. The record is from RefSeq and is a predicted model, not a curated record. Gene Ontology annotation, biological process: regulation of cell adhesion. NCBI's taxonomy places the organism in Eukaryota, Metazoa, Chordata, Mammalia, Primates, Cercopithecidae.